AUCUACCUAGUAAAAUAAAUAAAAAACAGGUUAUAUUUAUUAUUUAUAUAUUAUUUUGUAACUUCCUAUACUUGUAUAAGUUGUCCAAAUUAUCCGUUGAGAAGUGUGACUUUUGUUUUAUAACACAUUUUUUUAUUAUUUUUUUAAGUUAUAGUUUGGUUUCCACUGUUUAGGAGGAUUACGAAAUACAGUAUUUAAAAUGUCUCUUGUCGCUUAUGCAGACAGUGACUGUGACUCUGACGGAGAUAAUAGCACCGCAGAAGAAAUUAAUAAAUCGGCAGCCGACACUAGUCGAGUAGACGUGAAAUCGGCUAGUUGUAAAUUGUUACUCAAGCUUCCCGAACCGAAAACCAAAGAAGAAACAGUUAUCCCGACCGACGAUAAUGCAACUAUUGGCGAAGUCAAAGUCGACAAAACUACUACUUCGGCAGAACAGAUAAAUACAGCUGCAAAUAGUAUUCCAGACAAGCAACUAGAUAAUAUCUCUUUGUUACCCACGUUGGCGUUGCCUAAACCCAAAUCUGGUGGUAAAAUUCAAAUAACAAUACCUUCAUUGAGUGAUUUUAAUGACGACGAUGAGGAUUAUCAGCCUAAACGAAAAAUGAUCAAGCCGUCAAACAGUGGAUGCGGUUUAUUUUCAAUGUUACCCAAUCCUAAAAAUCAGAAGACUGCCAAAAUAACGACAAACACUUCGAUGGUUCCCAGACAAACCACUCGUAAAGUCGCCGUUCCUAAGCCGCCGCCCGUAAGUAAAAGUGCGGAAAUCAAGCUUUUCGAAAAAACUCCUAUCGAAGUGGACGAAGAGGAAGCCGAUGACGACAACGAAGAAAUGGACUUUUUAGGGUUGAACAAAAUCAACGAAGUGUCCGACGCGGAACCUGUCGCCGGUUUCGAACUGCCAGAAGUUACGAGUGACACGUCGGUCAUAGAAGAAGAAAAAGUAUUCGGUCCUGUCUAUUGUCCGGAAGAUACUCGAUCUGACGUUUACGAAGACGACGAAACAAAAUUGAUUUUAGAUUCAAAUGCGUUGAAACAAUUAGGCGAUCGCGACAGGAACCCGAUAAAACAAGUAGACGUCAUCAACGUGAACAUGAGUCAGGUGAUGGAAGAUUCGCAGCAGUGGCUACAGAAGAACAUGACCGAAGAGUAUGCCGAAAGUAGAAACAUGGGCGACAUCAAUGUCACCGGACAGUCGAAACGCAAACACCAAAUUACAUACUUGGCUCAACAGGCUAAAGCAAACGAACUGAAACUCAAAAACAUGUGGGCAGAAAACAGAAUGACCAAAAAGCAGACUCAAGCGAAAUAUGGAUUUUAAAAUCCAAUCCUUAUUUGUCAGCAUAUGUUUGCCACAAACGCAGCGGUCAUCGCGGCCAAAGGACCAGCGCCGGAAUAGCCGAUGAUCGUACAUCCAAACAUGAGCAAUAUGCCUCCACCUACGGCGAUAUAGGCUCGUUUAACGUUCAAGUUUUCCUUGUGAAUAAAUAAAUAAGUUUUUUUUUUUUAA
Adelges cooleyi (spruce gall adelgid) is the source of this 1507-nucleotide messenger RNA. Its product is annotated as proline-rich protein PRCC. The record is from RefSeq and is a predicted model, not a curated record. The transcript has 7 exons. Gene Ontology annotation, cellular component: nucleus. Lineage: Eukaryota; Metazoa; Arthropoda; Insecta; Hemiptera; Adelgidae. The coding region runs from base 200 to 1318 and encodes 372 amino acids.